Molecule: messenger RNA, 1808 nt
Organism: Eremomyces bilateralis CBS 781.70
Lineage: Eukaryota; Fungi; Ascomycota; Dothideomycetes; Eremomycetales; Eremomycetaceae
Exons: 1
Coding region: 353-1654 (433 amino acids)
Molecular function (GO): protein binding
Source: RefSeq, a predicted model, not a curated record
ACCUGGAUCAAGAAACUUUACUCGUCUCCGAAGUGUGAGCGAGGCUGGCAUCCGACCUCCCGAGGCAUUACUACUCCAUCAUCGAUUCAGUUAGUUAAGGGGUCUUGAUCGUCCUCACAUGCACUCCAUGCUCCCUAUACCCUAGGGUGCGUCGUUUAUCGUAUACACUAUACCCGCUGAACCUUAAUCUGAUAAAAUACCAUUCUCACAUCCUUUGAUCCGGAUAUCUAAGGCUAAUUUCGCUCGUCUGGUGCAGCGGCAGAGAGGCAUGGUUGAAAGUCCAGUCCCCUCCUCGUUGCGGCUUGAUGACACAAAUACCUCAUCAUCAACUCAUCGAUAAACCCAAUAGCUCAUGAUGGGUGACGCGAUGGCUUUCUCCAACCCAUUUGACUUCAUGAGUCUUCCUCCAGAAAUCCGCCUUCAGAUCUAUUCACACCUGUUGAACCCCGCUGACAACAUUCAACCGCAUCCGACGCACGAUGAUUGCGAAACAUAUCACUUCGAAAACCUCCUCAAUCUCCUCCUCACUUCUCGAACGGUCUCGGACGAAGUCGCGCGACUGUUCUACUCUAAAAACACAUUCGUUCGGGUCGAAACGCCAUGGGAGGAGGCGCAAAAUCACAUCGAGGAACAAGGGUUGAUACCCUUAAUAUGCGUUGGGGAGAAGGCAGAACGAUUCCAACGGUACCAUCUUGGGUUGGAGAUUCGGUGUCCGGCGUACGAAAACCAUAUGAUGCGGCAUCGCAUGGGGAUCGAAACCCACAUCGAGCCUCCUCCCAGCAUGGAGUUCCAGAUGCCGACCUGCAAGGUCGUCAUCCUUCUUGAGCACCUAUCUGCAUUCUGCAGAAUCUGGUUCUACUCCGAUAUCUCCAACCCCGGGGGUCUCAAUGGACACCUGGACCUUACGGUGCACCUCCAAAACCCCAAUGCUACGGGAGGGGUGGAGGCGAACGCUCCGGUUCCAAAAGCGCUUCAGCAAAAGCUGUUGAGCCCAUUGGGGGCCGUCCGCGGCCUGGCGGAGAUCAAGUUCCAGGGCGAGGUUUACAAGAGCAUCGAACAGGCAGUGAGGCAAGAGAUGAUGAAACCAUACGUGUCGCAGGAGGACUGUCUGGAGCAGUCCGUGGCGCUCAAGAAGCGCGGAGACGAAGUGCUGAAAGACGGGAAAACUCGAGAGGCAAUCGAAAUUUACGAGAAAGCAUUUUACGCUAUCCAUAUCACCUGCAAAGGACGCCGUAGGCAUAUCUGGGGCGAUGCAUUUUUCGACAAGCAGCUCGCCUCCGGCACCUACGAAGGUCAACAUGGAGAGUGGAUCAGAAUCAUGCUCCGACUGAAGUUGGUCUCGCAGGUCGUGCUCGCAUACUCGACGCUGAAAGAGUACGAAGAAGCGGAAUUCUGGGGUAUGAGGACAAUAUACAUAAUGAGGCAACGGAUGGGUGUGGAGGACGAUGAAGACACUCCCCUUAUCGGCUUCCCCUCCGCUGGCGACAUUGGCAGAAUCUACUUCAGGACAGGAGUCGCCAUGAAGGAGCAAGCAAAGCUCGAGGAUGCCCGCAAACUUCUGAAGGUUGCACACGACUAUCUUCCCGAAGACCAGGAAGUGAUCGCCGCGCUCAGGAGCAUCGGCUGGACGCCGGGAUUGACUCGUCCUUUUUAGACGUAUGAUGGCGAAGUUCGACGUCGAAUCUGCAUUUGAACGGCGUUUUAACAAUGGUUUGGCAGGCUGCCUAUACCACUCGCGGAUCUCUGGGUAUUUGGAUGAGGAAGAUUAUGAGAUACGAAUAUUCCAUUACGAAUCAAGCGUUGUUUGA